GCAGCCUGGUGUCCCGCCCUUAGCCGGCGGCCACGCGGAGCCCCGGGCCCACGCCGAGGAGCGGCUGCUGAAGAAGCUCUUCGCCGGCUACAACAAAUGGUCACGGCCCGUGGCCAACAUCUCGGACGUGGUCCUGGUCCACUUCGGCCUGUCCAUCGCCCAGCUCAUCGACGUGGACGAGAAGAACCAGAUGAUGACCACCAACGUGUGGGUGAAGCAGGAGUGGCGUGACUACAAGCUGCGCUGGGACCCCACCGACUACGAGAACGUCACCUCCAUUCGUGUCCCCUCGGAGCUCAUCUGGCGUCCAGACAUCGUCCUCUACAACAACGCGGACGGGGACUUCGCAGUCACCCACCUCACCAAGGCGCACCUGUUCCACGACGGGCGUGUGCAGUGGACGCCGCCCGCCAUCUACAAGAGCUCCUGCAGCAUCGACGUCACCUUCUUCCCCUUCGACCAGCAGAACUGCACCAUGAAGUUCGGCUCCUGGACCUACGACAAGGCCAAGAUCGACCUGGUGAGCAUGCACAGCCGCGUGGACCAGCUGGACUUCUGGGAGAGCGGCGAGUGGGUGAUCGUGGACGCCCGGGGCACCUACAACACGCGCAAGUACGAGUGCUGCGCCGAGGUCUACCCCGACAUCACCUACGCCUUCGUCAUCCGCCGCCUCCCGCUCUUCUACACUGUCAACCUCAUCCUGCCCUGCCUGCUCAUCUCCUGCCUCACCGUGCUGGUCUUCUACCUGCCGUCGCAGUGCGGCGAGAAGGUCACGCUCUGCAUCUCCGUGCUGCUCUCGCUCACCGUCUUCCUGCUGCUCAUCACCGAGAUCAUCCCGUCCACCUCGCUCGUCAUCCCGCUCAUCGGCGAGUACCUGCUCUUCACCAUGGUCUUCGUCACGCUCUCCAUCGUCAUCACCGUCUUCGUGCUCAACGUGCACCACCGCUCCCCGCGCACGCACGCCAUGCCCGCCUGGGCCCGCCGCGCCUUCCUCGACGUGCUCCCGCGCCUGCUCUUCAUGCAGCGGCCGUCCGUGGUCAAGGACAGCUGCCGGCGGCUCAUCGCGUCCAUGCACAAGUUGCCCGGCGGCCCCCGCUUCUGGCCCGAGCCCGAGGGGGAGCCCUGCUCUGGGAGCCGGGGCCCGACUUCCUCCCAGCCCUCCGACGGCCCCCCGGACACACCGGUCAAGCCCCCGCCCUCCAGCCCAGCGGCCUCGGAGCGGGCCUCUGCUCCACCACCCCAGGAGGUCCUGAGUGGCAGCCCGGGGCCCAGCGGUGCCCCUGCUGGCAGGGGCCUGACCAGAACCUGGUCCCUCAGCACCCAGCACGUGUCCCGUCCCGGGGAAGCCGUCGGGGGUGGCGUCCGCUGCCGUUCCCGAAGCGUCCACUGCUGUGCGCCCCGAGAUGGACAGCCCCAGGCCACGGGCCCUGUCACUGGCUCCCCAGCGCAGCUCCUGCCCCCAGACCCGCCCUGCGCGUGCACCUGCCGGAAGGAGCCGCCUGCACCCCCCGAUGCGGCGUUCCAGGCCUGGACCCCGUCGCUCUCGCCGGCCCUGACGCGUGCAGUGGAGGGCGUGCGGUACGUCGCCGACCACCUGAAGGCCGAAGACGCCGACUUCUCGGUGAAGGAGGACUGGAAGUACGUGGCCAUGGUCAUCGACCGCAUCUUCCUCUGGCUGUUUGUGCUCGUCUGCCUGCUGGGCACCGUGGGCCUCUUCCUGCCGCCCUGGCUGGCGGGCAUGAUCUAGUCGCGGCAGAGCCUGUU
Messenger RNA from Sorex fumeus (smoky shrew), 1764 nucleotides. It is a transcript of the gene CHRNA4, whose product is annotated as cholinergic receptor nicotinic alpha 4 subunit. Gene Ontology annotation, cellular component: neuron projection; postsynaptic membrane; synapse. Gene Ontology annotation, biological process: chemical synaptic transmission; monoatomic ion transmembrane transport; signal transduction. The transcript is spliced from 5 exons. Lineage: Eukaryota; Metazoa; Chordata; Mammalia; Eulipotyphla; Soricidae. The coding region runs from base 191 to 1747 and encodes 518 amino acids. The record is from RefSeq and is a predicted model, not a curated record. Gene Ontology annotation, molecular function: acetylcholine-gated monoatomic cation-selective channel activity; transmembrane signaling receptor activity.